AUGCACAGACUAGAUGAGCAGCAGCAGCAGCUUGUUAAGAAACACAGACUCCAUCAUGCACAGAUGCUGCAGCAGCAGCAGCAGCAGCAGCAGCAGCAGCAGCAGAUGCUGCUGCUGCAGCAGCAAAAGCAGAAUAGAAGGUUUAGUCAAGAUGCAACAGCUAGGGAGAUUACUGCUGCUGAUGAUGAUGAUGCUGCUGCUGCUGCUGCUGUUGCUGCUGCAGCAAAUGAUGAACAACAAGCAACCACACCGAGGCCGAUGUCCCCUACAUCUGCAGCAGCAGCAGCAGCGCAGCAGCAGCAGCAGCAGCAGCAGCAGCAGCAGGGUUCCAUCGAGAGACGCAGACCAGCAGCAUCACCAGAAGAAGCUGCUGCUGCUGCUGCUGCUGCUGCUGCUGACCCAUGCUGCAACACUAACAACACCUGCAACGCCACCAGCAGCAACAGCAGCAGCAGCAGCAGCAGCAGCAACACCAGCAGCAGCAGCGGGAACGGAGGAGCCGAUAGCAGCACCACGCCGAUCCCCAUAAACCCCCUUGCAGACAGCAGCAGCAGCACCAGCAGCAGCACCAGCACCAGCAGCAGCAGCAGCAGCAGCAGCAGCAGCAGCAGCAGCAACCCACCUAUGGUGUUAGAGAGGAGCUGGAUCGCUAUCACCAGCGACGUGGGGUGGGGUUGCACCAUCCGGACAGCUCAGAUGCUGCUGCUGCAGGCGCUGCGGCGGCAUUUCUUUGAGUCAGGCCCAGCAGCAGCAGCAGCAGCAGCAGCAGCAGCAGCAACAGCAGCAGCAGCAGGAGGCAGAAGCAGCAACAGAAGCAGCAGCAGCAUUGGGAGAUAUGAACAAGGAUUCUCGGGCGCAGCAACUGGUAAACCACAAGAAGAACUGCAGCAGCAACAACAGCAGCAGCAGCAGCAGCAGCAGCAGCAGCAGCAGCAGCAGCAGCAGCAGCAGCAAGAAGAAGAUACCGACGGCUCAAUCCCUUUUGCAGUUCCCUACCUAAACCACCAAGAGGACCCCUUCAGCACCACCACCACCACCACCACAACCACCAGCAGCAGCAGCAACAGCAACAGCAGCAGCAGCAGCAGCAGCAGCAGCAGCAGCAGCAGCAAGACAUACACCGAAGUAGAUCUGCUGCGGUGGUUCCUUGACGUUCCCUCUCCCCCUGAUGAAUAUCCUUUUUCUAUAUUUUCUUUUGUAAGAGCUGCUGGCGGCGGCGUGGGCUGGGCGCGGGCUCUCUAUGGCCGCAUGGCAGCAGAAGAAGCUUUGCUGCAGCAGCAGCAGCAGCAGCAGCAGCAGCAGCAGCAGCAGCAGCGGGACAGGGAGAGGGAGAGGGAGAGGCAGCGGGAGGGGCAGCAAAGACACAGACACAGAGAUGCAGCAACUGAUACAGAAAAGAAAGAAAAACGGAUGCACAUGCAGCAGCAACACACUGCAGCAGCAGCAGCAGCAGCAGCAACAGCAGCAACAGCAGCAGCAGCAGCAGAAGCAGAAGAGGACCUGCUGCAGCAGCAAAGUGUAACUGAAAAAACACUGCUGCUGCAGCAACGCCAUGGAGCAUUUGCUGCUGCAGCAAAAGCAGCUGCAGCGGCUGCUGCAGCAGAUCCAACAGCAGCAGCAGCAGCAACAGAUAAUACUCCACUUGCUGCUGCUGCUGCUGCUGCUGCUGCAACGCAUGAGGAUGGUGCUGGCCCCGUGUCUGCUGCAUCUGCAGCAGCGCCUGCAGUAGCUGGCGCAGCAGCAGCUGCAGCAGCAGCAGCAGCAGCAGCAGCAGCAGGAGAAGCACCCUCAGCAGCAGCAGCUGAACAUAUGACAGCAAGCAAAUCUGCAGCACAAAUCGAGGCAGCAGCAGCAGACGCAGCAGCAGCAGCAGCAACAGCAGCAGCAGCAGCAACAGCAGCAGCAGCAGCAGUGCCUACCGACGCAGCAUUUUUGCCUUCUGCUGCUCUCCCCGCGGCGAUACAGCAGCAGCAGCAGCAGCAGCAGCAGCAGCAGCAUGUUGCGUUCCAUCAGCAGCAGCAGCAGCAGCAGCAGCAGCAGGUAUACCAUCCGUCUGGUGUGCAGCAGCAUGAGCAUCCCCCACACCAUCCGCAGCACCCCCCACCUCCUCCUCCUCCUCCUCCUCCUCCUCAGCAGCAGCAGCAGCAGCAGACAGCAGCAGCAGCAGCAGCAGCAGCAGCAGCAGCAGGGGGUCCCCCUGCUGUCGUGCUAGACAGAGGAGUGAGCGCGGUGCAUUCUGCUGCUAUAAUAAAAUUUGCUGGGGACUGGUUCGGCCCCACAACGGCCUCAGCAGCAAUCAAGCUGCUCGUUGAGUCCUCGCCCUUUACAGCUGGCGAGGUGUAUGUAUACCUAGAUACUGAUGGGGUGAUGGAUAUAGAGGAGAUAGAUAGACAGUGCAGGCUAGCAGCAACAGCACCUGCUGCUGCUUCUGCUGCUGCUGCUGCUGCUACAACAGCAGCAGCAAGACGAUCACACCACCACAAACAGCACAAGCACCACAACCAGCAGCAAGAACAGCAGCAGCAGCAGCAACCAGAGCAGCAGCAGCAGCAGCAGCAGCAGCAGCAGCAGCAAUGCCGUGAAGAUGACUGGGAGGACGUGCCCUCAGUGUCGCUCUCACCAACAGAAGGUCGCAGCAGCAGCAGCAGCAGCAACAGCAGCAGCAGCAGCAGCGGCAGCAGCAGCAGCAGCAGCCUCAGCAGCAGCAGCAACAGCAGCAGCGACUUCAAUGUUAUGGGGAGAAGCGAAGAGGACUUCGGGCUGUCUGCAAGCCGCCCGGCGAGCAGCCCCGCUCUACCAGCAGCAGCAGCAGCAGCAGCAGCAGCAGCAGCAGGAGCAGCAGCAGCAGCAGCAGAAAGAAGAGAAUGCUGUUCUGCUGCGGAUAUAGCAGCAGCUGCUCCCGCUGCUGCUUGGCCGCCGUCUCCCCGAUGGGCUAGCGAUAGAGACAGCAGCAGCAGCAGCAGCAGCAGCAGCAGCAGCAGCAGCAGCAGCAGGAGGCGCAAGACAGCGGAUGCCUUGCUGCGAUCUAGAGAAGCAGCAGCACCAGCAGCAGGCGCUGCUGCUGCUCCUCCUCCCGUUUCUCCUGCCGCUGCAACACCAGCAGCAGCAGCAACACCAGCAGCAGCAGCAACACCAGCAGCAGCAGCAGCAGCAGCUAGCGACCCAUUACAGGGUGUAUCACCUUACAGCUGCAGCAACAGCGGCAGCAGCAAGAGGAGCAGCAGCAACAAGACAUUAUGCAGCAGCAGCAGCAGCAGCAGCAGCAGCAGCAAACACAGCAGCAGCCCUAAAUCUCGCAGCAGCAGUUCUGUCCCCCCCCUACCGGCUCCAAUAAGCAGCAGCAGCAGCAGCAGCAGCAGCAGCAGCAAAACCAGCAACAACAGAACCAUCCCCAGCAGCAGCAUCCCGAGCAACAGCACCCCCAGCAGCAGCAACAACAGCAGCAGCAGCAGCAGCAGCAGGAGCAGCAGGAUGAGGGUUCCUAGCAUGCAGGAUCGCAGCAGCAGACGCAGCAGCAGAUCAUCACCCAAAGACAGCAUGAUAGCCGGCAGGAGACAGCAGGCCUUCUUUUGUAUCGGGUUUCAGGGAGAUUCUAUGCUCUAUCUAGAUCCGCAUACACGCAUACAGGGAGAUUCUAUGCUCUAUCUAGACCCGCAUACACGCAUACAGGGAGAUUCUAUGCUCUAUCUAAAUCCGCAUACAAGGAUACAGCCUCCUGCGCUUGAGUGGUGUGUGUCUACGCGUUUGUCUUUGUUUGGGGGUCGAGCUUAUAAACAGGGGAUAGAGCAGCUGAAUGCUUCUUUUGCUUUGGCUUUUUAUGUGGGUUCUUACUCUGAGCUGCUGCUGCUGCAGCAAGAAAUAAACAGAAUAGAAUAUAAAUUUCCUGCUGCUUCUCUUCUCUCUACCCACACCAUACAUACACAUAAACAUCAAUACAAACAUAAACAUAUUAAACAUAAACAGCAGCAGCAGCAGCAACAGCAGCAACAGCAGCAGCAGCAGGAGGGGGAGGAGAAGGAGCAGCAGCAGCAGCAGCAGCGGGAAGAGGAGGAACAGGGAGAGCAGCAGCAGCAGCAGCAGCAGCAGCAGCACAGACUUCAACAGCAUAAGCAUCAUAGGCGACACGAGCAGCAGCAGCAGCAGCAGCAGCAGCAGGGAGAAGAGCGGCAGCAGCAAGAACAACUGCAGCAAGAACAGCAGCAGCAGCAGCAGCAGCAGAAGCAGCAGAUGAAGGAAGAGGAGCAGCAAGAACUAGACAGCAACUCAGUGCGCCAGGGAGACAAAGCAGCAGCAGCAGCAGCACCAACAGCAGCAGCCGCUGCAGCAGCUGCAGCAGCAGCAGCAGCAGCAGCUUCACAACCAGGGGGGCCGCCCCCAGACGAGGAGACAGAGCUGCUGCUGCUGUCUGCGCUUUGCGGCUCAGGAGCCGCUGCAGCAUCUGCAGCAGGAGCAGCAGCAGCAGCAGCAGCAACAACAGCAGCAGCAGCAACAGCAGCAGCAGCAGCAGCAGCAGCAGGAGGAGGCCGACAAGAGCUGCAGCCUGUGCCUGGCGCUGCACCCCUCUGUGGGUCCCCUUCGUCUGCCGCAGCGGAGCGGCUCGUGGCUGCUGCCCCCCUCGCAGCAGCAGCAGCAGCAGCAGCAGCAGCAAGAGCAGCAGCAGCAACAGCAAGAGCAGCAGCAGCAGCAGCAGCUGCAACUGGCUCGCAUGUGCUGCAUGUCUCGGCCUUCUUCUCCCCUCGAGAACCCCCAGUCAGCUGA
This is a messenger RNA of Eimeria mitis, 4758 nucleotides long. RefSeq lists its product as uncharacterized. Gene Ontology annotation, cellular component: nucleus. The record is from RefSeq and is a predicted model, not a curated record. Gene Ontology annotation, molecular function: protein-phosphatidylethanolamide deconjugating activity; transcription cis-regulatory region binding. Lineage: Eukaryota; Apicomplexa; Conoidasida; Eucoccidiorida; Eimeriidae. The transcript is spliced from 11 exons. The coding region runs from base 1 to 4758 and encodes 1585 amino acids. Gene Ontology annotation, biological process: regulation of transcription by RNA polymerase II.